Molecule: messenger RNA, 4166 nt
Organism: Sceloporus undulatus (fence lizard)
Lineage: Eukaryota; Metazoa; Chordata; Lepidosauria; Squamata; Phrynosomatidae
Gene: SEMA4B
Product: semaphorin 4B
Exons: 14
Coding region: 348-3398 (1016 amino acids)
Biological process (GO): semaphorin-plexin signaling pathway; axon guidance; negative regulation of axon extension involved in axon guidance
Molecular function (GO): semaphorin receptor binding; chemorepellent activity
Source: RefSeq, a predicted model, not a curated record
GCAGCUGAAGAGGCUCCGCAGGGCCUGUGGAGGCCUGUCCAGACUUGCCAAAGGGAUGCUCUGCUUCUGCUCAUGCUCUCAGCCUCCCAGUCGGCCCUGACUUGGCGGCCAGCCCUAAAAGGGGCACCUCUCAUGGGGAGGCUUUCUCCAGAGAGAGGAGGCGUGCCAGCCUGGCCUUCCUCUGAGGCUGAGAGAGUGUGGCCGGCCAAGCGCCCUCAGUGGGUUGCCAUGCCUCAACCCAAGGCUCAGGCCGUCUGCUUGGAUUAUUGUCUGGGUUCAGUUUGCUCGGAUCUGCUCCAACUCCUUUCAGCUGCACCUGAGAUUUUGUAACAUGGACCAGGAGGCCAAUGUUGGCAGAGGUCUCUUUCUGGGAUACAAAGGGGAGCAACUGGGGCAAGGCCUCUUCGGAGGAGGGCUCUGGGGAGAAGAAGGGGGCCCCUAAAGGCUGGCUGGUCUUGGGAGCUAAGCAGGGUCGGCCCUGGUCAGCCCUUGGCUGGGAGACCGCCCAUGAACCCCGUAGGCUUUGUUUCAGAGGAAGGAGAAGCGGGCAAAGGAACCCCAGGAAAGAAAGGCCUGCUCAGAUGGAGAGCGGGAGAAUAGCAUUGGGGUCCCUGCUGCCGCCCCCGAAAGGCCCCCAAAGGGGGGAGAGGGAGGGAGGAGGGCCCCGGGAGACCUCCUUCCUCCUCCUCCGGCAGGUCAGAACCUGUCACUCCCCACCGAGCAGGAAAGAAAGAAAGAAAGAGGAGGAGGAGGCUCGGCGCCCCGCCCGUCCGCCCGCCCCGUCGAGAGAAGAAGCGGGAGGAGGAAGGGAGGCAGCCAUCCCUGCCCCGCUUCCAAUCCCCGCCGGCUGCCUUCUUCCUUCCCCGCGGCGGCGGCGGCAGCGGGGCCCCAGGAAGGCGGCCAUGGCUCCGGCGGCGCUGCUGCUGCUGCUGCUGCUGGAGGGAGCCUGGCGGGGGGCGGCCCUGCCCCGGAUCAGCCUCCCCUUCGACUCCCCGCAGAGACUCCUGAGCCGCUUUGAAGCACCUAGAAUCACCAACUACACAACUUUGAUGCUGAGUCCGGACGGACGGGUCUUGUAUGCGGGCGCCCGAGAGACCCUCCUGGCCCUAAACACCAGCGCUUUCUCCCCUGGACCCCAGCACCGGAGGCUGUCAUGGGGGGCCGAGGAGGAGAAGAAACGGCAGUGUGUCUUCAAGGGCAAAGACCCCCAGAGAGACUGCCACAAUUACAUCAAGAUCCUCUUGCAGCUGAACGAGACUCACCUGUACACCUGUGGCACCAGCGCCUUCAGUCCCACCUGCACUUACAUUAAAAUUCCAGACUUUAGCUUGAUCCAAGAGGCAUCUGGGAAGCUGCUGCUGGAGGAUGGGAAGGGGCGCUGCCCCUUUGAUCCGGAGUACAAAUCCACUGCCAUCAUGGUUGAAGGUGAACUCUACACAGGGACUGUCAGCAACUUUCAAGGCAAUGAGCCCACCAUCCUCCGAAGCCAUGGUAGCCGCCCGGCCAUCAAGACGGAAAACUCUCUCAACUGGCUGCAAGACCCCUUCUUUGUGGGUUCUGCCUACCUGCGAGAGGGUCUCCCACCCAGCAACCCCCAGAGGGAGGAAGACAGCAGCAACGACAACGACAAGAUCUAUUUCUUCUUCAGUGAGAGCGGCAAGGAGUUUGACUUCUUUGACGACACCAUUGUGUCACGCAUCGCACGCGUCUGCAAGGUGGCGACUUGGGGGGGAGAGCGGGUCCUGCAGCGGCGGUGGACAACCUUCCUGAAGGCCCCCUUGCUCUGCUCGCACCCGGAGGAUGGCUUCCCUUUCAACAUACUCCAGGACAUGUUUGUCUUGACCCCAGGCCAGGACUGGAGACAGACUGUCUUCUAUGGGGUUUUCACCUCCCAGUGGGACAGGAAGGGUGCUGGGGGUGCGGCCGUCUGUGCCUUCUCCAUGCUGGACGUGAAGGAAGCCUUCAAUGGUCUCUACAAGGAGGUCAACCGGGAGACGCAGCAGUGGUAUACAGACACCCACCCUGUGCCAGAGCCCCGGCCUGGAGCAUGCAUCAGCAGCCAGACGCGCCAGAUGAAGAUUGCCUCCUCCCUCCAGAUGCCUGACCGGGUGCUCAACUACCUCAAGGACCACUUCCUGAUGGACAGCGCUGUCCGGAGCCAGCCUCUCCUCCUGCAGGGACACUCCCGUUACCGGCAGCUCUCUGUGCAGCGGGUCCAGGGUCUGCACCAGGCCUAUGACGUCUUGUUUUUGGGCACAGAUAAUGGCCAGCUCCACAAGGCUGUGGUCACAGGAGAGAAGGUGCAUCUGAUUGAAGAGAUCCAGCUGUUCCCUCCUGGGCAGCCCAUCCUUGAGCUGCUGCUUGACCCCAUCCAGGGCCUUCUCUAUGCUGCCUCCUAUGAUGCCUUGGUGCAGGUCCCUCUUGCCAACUGCAGUCUGCACCAGACCUGUGGGGAGUGCAUCUUGGCUCAGGACCCCUACUGCGCUUGGAGUGGACAUGCCUGCCAGCCCCCCAUCCUGAACCGCCAGCAGCUCCAUGGAGUGUCUUGGGCCCAGGAUAUUGAAAAUGCAGAUGCCGUGGGGCUCUGUCCAGUGAGCACCAUGCAGUUUGCCAACUCAGGAGCGGAGGAAUCCCCGUGCCAGCGGGUGGUGCUGCACCCCAAUGCCGUGAAGCCCCUGCCCUGCCCGCCGCUCUCCAAUCUGGCCUCCUGGAAGUGGGAGAAGGACGGGGCCCCCCUCAAUGCCUCCUCCCUGGUGCUCCCAGACGGAGGGCUGGUGCUAGUGGGGGGGUCAGGCCAAGCAGGGCGCUACGAGUGCUGGUCCUGGGAGGGGGGCUUCCGGAAGCGGACAGCCAGCUACUGCGUGGAGGUGGAGCCAGCCCUGGGCCCCAGGCUCAUGCCCCCUCUCCGCAGCCCCCCGGAAACUGUCAGCACUUCCAGGAGCACCUCAGCGGAGGCGACCGGGGACAUCUCUGCGCUGCUGGAGGACAAAACCUACUGGACUGAGUUCCUGGUGAUGUGUGCCCUCUUCGGCAUGACUGUCACACUGCUCACCCUCUUUGGGCUGCACCGGCACCAUGACGCCAUAAAAGCCUUCCUCAAGCAGGGCACCUGCACCCAUGCCAAGGCGCCCCGGAAGGCUGGGGCGCCCCCAGAGAGCCUGCCCCUCAAUAGCGCCAAUGUGCCCAGCAGCCUGCCAGAACACAAGGGCUACCAGGCGCUCAACGACAGCCACGUGGCCAACACUCCUGCACAUGUUGGGCCAGGCCACCUGGACGUGGCCUUCCUGGAGUCCAGCCGGCGCCCACUGAGCAUCCAUGGCAGCUUCGUGGAAGUGUCAGCUGCCUCCCAGCGACCCCGUGUGCGCCUGGGCUCCGAGAUCCGGGACUCAGUGGUAUGAGGCUGGCAUUGCCCACUGUAACAACAGACUAGACAGACAUAUCUUGCUGUGCUGAGCCUUCCACAGAACCAGGCCUAGGGCCACAUUCAGAACUGGCUCUUGGCAUGAGAAUUAAACAGUGCUGGGCCAUAGGGCUGCUGGGACCUUUUGGGGUGGCCAGCCCUGUGUGACAGAGGGCACCGUAGAGCUUCCAAGAGGAAGAGAAACCUCCAGCCUUUGCCACUGUGCCCACUUGAGAAGGUGGCACCAUGGAAUGAGACGCACACCUCAGCUGACUUUGAGGGUCCUAAACCUGCAGAGAGCCAGUGGGGCAGGGGAGCAUGUGAGGUCUGGGCAGGGGCACUCCUUUGCCAAACCUGUGGGACCUGUGCCCCCUUUCCCUUGGCUGGUCCAACAAACAUGGCUCCACCAUGCCUUCCCUCAAGAACUGCUUCCUCUGCCAAGUACAUGGAUGGCGUGGAUGGGAGGCCACCGUUUGGGCGUCUGGGGUGCAGGGAGGGAGACCGGCUUGCAUGGGUGUCUAAGGAGAAAGGCAGGUAUUUCAGUGCUCAGGUUGUGUGCAUGGCCCAGGGACAUCCAAGCUAGUGGGGCGCAUGACUGUUCUGCCAGGGCCAAAUGCCAAAGGAGGAAGCCCUUCCAAGGUCUGGCCCGACUUCACCAGCACUGAGCGCCCCCUUGCCCUUGCCCCACGUCCGGCAGCACUCCUGCACAAGAGGUGGCUGAGUUUAUUUGUGUGGAUUUUUACAUAAAUUUGACCUGUUUCCUGUG